UCUGAAGACGUUGAUUGGCUGAACGUAAUUCCAGCUUUAUAUUUUGUUUCGAUUUAACUUGUAUUCAGGAGUGCCCCUUUAGUAUUAACUUGUAUUCAGGAGUGCCCCUUUAGAAUUAACUUGUAUUCAGGAGUGCCCCUUUAGUAGUAACCUUGACCGUGAAAAUUUCAUCUGACUAUUUUGCCCACAAUUUUUUUAAAUUUAAUACAAACAAAGGCGUAUUAUUUUUAAAACUUCUUGGAAAUUCCGUUUACUCGUUAUGGGAUGUGCCAAUACCAAGGCUGGGGCAGCCGCUGCCCUUGCUCACGCUGCGCCCCCAGAAGCAGCUGACGGAACAGAAGUCACGUCUUUAAAAUCACCCAAGUCUACAAAUCCUGAAGUGACAAAUGGCAAUUCAACUAAUGGUCAAGCAAAUGGAGAAUCAGCCACUGAAGCAACAGAGAAAGAAGAGGGAAAUUUAAAUGGACAAGAUAGUUCUGCAGACAAAAACGCUGAAAAUCAAGAUACAGAUCUAGUGGUGAACGGGGACAAAGAAGGAUCACCGUCAGAUGGCGUUGCUGGGCAAGAAGAAAAUGCAGAGACUUCUAACGAAGUAACUGAGUCAGGUGAAACAAAAACGGAAGAAAGUCCUGAGAAUGAGACAAGCGAAGAGAAUAACGAUACAGAGGCUUCGAAUGAAGCUGAUAAAGCUGCAUCUGCAGAAGAAAAUGCGACAGAAGCGCCCACUGAAGGAUCAGACGAACAAGAAAUGUCUCAAAGUACAGAAGCGUCUCCACAUGAAGCCCCGAAUCCCGAGGCUGACGCAGGUGAAGAAAUAGGAGCAGAAGAAAAUAAUACUUCAGGUGAGAAUGGCGGCGGAGAAUCGGAGACUACAGCAGCUGAAGCAAAAGAUGGUGGUGGCGAAGCAGGAAAUUUGGAAAGUUAA
This is a messenger RNA of Limulus polyphemus (Atlantic horseshoe crab), 925 nucleotides long. Its product is annotated as SH3 domain-containing protein C23A1.17-like. The transcript has 2 exons. The record is from RefSeq and is a predicted model, not a curated record. The coding region runs from base 260 to 925 and encodes 221 amino acids. Lineage: Eukaryota; Metazoa; Arthropoda; Merostomata; Xiphosura; Limulidae.